GGGGAAGAAGAGUCGCAGCGUCGAAAGAGGGGCUUGUUGUUGUUGUUGUCCGCUCACCUGUUUGUUGUUGUGCGCCCGUCCGCCAGCUUUCUUCAUUGAGUGAGUGCUCAGCUGCGGUGACGCUGGAUUGUCUCCAACGUUGAAUUGCAACCCUGAGCGAGCGCACCCUGGCUCAACCAUUAGCUGCUGUGCUCUUUCUCUUCAUUGUCGCUUAGUAGAGUCUGCGGCUAUCGUUAAGGAGGAGGACGAGGUUUCGUGGCUGGAUUGGCGUGACGUCGUAGUCGCGCUGUGGUGUAGUGUAGAUUGAGGGAGAGCUGCAACUCCGGGUUCGCGUGGAGCUGGUACAGGUGUUGCGGGACGUUGUGGUUCGAUUUCGUUUGUGCGACGGUGAUCGGGGUAGUGCAUCGCGAGAGGGUGAUGGUGUAUUUGGUAGCUGUUUGCUGAAGGAGUUGUGAAGGUGCUGCGGCCGUGCGAGGUUGGAGCAUUGAAUAUUGCGGACCGUUGGCGUUUUUUUAAAAAAGUUCUCGUAGGAGUAUUGCAGGCUGAUUGGUGGUUUCAAUGGUCUUAGUGAGGAGGUAGUGAGAAGGAUUUGGCGCAAUCUGGAUGCUCUCUUGCGUGCGCUGUCUGUGAAUACAGUCGGCUCUUUUCUUCAUUCUGUGUUCGAUGUUCAAGUAUGUCAGGCCCAACUACAAGCUUCGAGUUCAACGGAAGGACGCAGUGCACUCUGAAAAUGCAAGUGAAGUCUCAUUCGUAGCAUGUGUGAUGGAAAAUUAGCCAGCAUUUGGCCUACAUCUUGGGUUCAUUAUCGUGCCUCUGCCAGGCUCACUCUCCUCUUGCUUACUUACCUGAAGUAGAGCGGAUUGUUUUCUGUUGAAAACUUCGAGGAGCCUUCGUUCCAGACCUUGAGUGAAGUACUUGACGCGCCGGAUUUCCAAAUAUUGGGGUAGAGAGUAGAAGCAAUCGGAACGUGACUUCGUUGAAGUUGCGUUGUUUGAAAAACAAAUUUCAUUUUGUUGUGGUUGCGGACUGACAAGACUCCCAUCGGCAAGAUGAAGUUCGGCAAGAGAUUGCAGAGUCAGAUAGAGGAGACGAUGCCCGAUUGGAGACCGCACUUCAUUGCAUACAAGAAGCUCAAGAAGAGUUUGAAGAGACUUCAAGCCCCGGUUUGUUUCUCCGAGGCCGCUUUCGAUCAAAUGGUGAGCCCGUCUUUGAUAGGGGCGGAUCAAGCCGUAAACUCAGUUGUUGAUGCUGUCGAUAAAGAAUUGCGCAGCACAAGUGGAGCUGGUGACCCAGCCUCCGUUCAAGAAUCUUUCCUCUGCAAACUCUCUGAGAAUGCAGUUAGGUUUUCCAGAAGCGGUUUGACGGCGGGGCAGAAAUCCUCCCAAGGUAAUGCCGCAUUGGAAUCAACAGUUUCAAGUGUAGAACAGUUCCUGCAUGGCGGAGCCGUUGCAGACACGGGGAAAGUCGAGGAAAACCACAAGGAUUUAUCUGUAGAAAGAAAAUCUAAACGAAUAAAGCUUGAUGACGGAACUCCGAUGUUCUCUGGAGAGGCUGACUUUGUUACCCUUUUGAACAAGGAACUGAACAAAUUGAAUGUCUUCUUCAUUGAAAAGGAAGAGGAGUAUGUAAUUCGUCUUCAGGAGCUGAAAUUCAGAAUUGAGACAGUCAAGAAAGAACAAGCAGCCAACACCGGAUGUGCCAGCGAGAACGCCAGAAAUGAGGAGCUUCUGAAGAUUUUGAGAGAUAUUGUGACUUUUCAUGGAGAAAUGGUUCUCUUGGAGAACUAUAGCUCGUUGAAUUAUAUAGGUCUUGUGAAGAUUCUGAAGAAACACGAUAAAAUGACAGGAACUGUCCUCAGAUUACCCUUUAUUCAGAGUGUACUGCUUCAGCCGUUCUUCACAACAGAACUGCUCUCGAAACUGGUGCGCGAGUGUGAGAACAACUUGCACUCACUUUUCCCAGUUUCACCAUUGGAGUCGAUUUGUAGUCAACUGGAGCAGGAGACCACCGUGCAAACCUUUCCUGCAGACUUCGACGACAGCCAAGCUCUCCCUUUCACGCCUGGAGAGGCUGUGGAGACGAUCUAUAGGAGCACAGUUGUGGCAUUGAGAACCAUGAAAGAGAUCCGGCAGAGUUCAACGCGGAGUAUCUUUUCUUUACCACCACUGAACCGAGUGGACUGCGAAGACAAGUUUGGAGUUGUGAUUGACGAGAUGGGGGUUACUCAAGUUGCCGUGGCCCUCUAGCGGACGGCACAUAUAGUCAAAAUUUGAGGGUGCCAAGAACCCUUUAUUUCUACAGAUUCCAAGCCUGACAUCUUCUGGAUUGUGAAACGUUGGAGCUUGUAACUAGUUUCUCAGGUUGUAAAGGUCUUAUAUUUGUUAGAUUUCUAGCAUUUGUCAAAUAUUAGCCUAGUGGCAGUGGCUUAGCUUUGACACAAACCCUUUUUCUGCUGUAGUGGGUAGCGCUGUGGCACAAGAAGGCUGUCAAAGUGAGCGUUCUUUUAGUUUGUUGUGUUGGUCGGCCAGCCAUGAACCGAGUUGCAGCAUCAAGCUUGAGAGACACUUCGAACAUCAGGAAUAUCAUUUUUUUCGCUCAUUCAAACCUUCAAGGCAAUGAGCUUGAUUCCUUCGCCUCA
Molecule: messenger RNA, 2638 nt
Organism: Physcomitrium patens
Lineage: Eukaryota; Viridiplantae; Streptophyta; Bryopsida; Funariales; Funariaceae
Product: SPX domain-containing protein 1
Biological process (GO): cellular response to phosphate starvation
Source: RefSeq, a predicted model, not a curated record